AUGGUGUUAGACACGGUGGUAUAUCAUCCUAGUGUCAGUCGAGUGAUCAAACUAUUGGACUCUACAGCAGGAAGAGAAAAAGUGUUACGGCUGCUACAGUAUUUGUGCAGAUUUCUGGGGUUUCAGUACUCGAUUUUGCUAGCCAAACACUUGCAAGCGCAGUUCACCACUAUCCGUAAAGUUCUCAGGUUUUUGAAACCGCUCAACCAUCUUCAAGCUGCAUCACGAUUCUAUGACAAUAAGAUCUCGGGCGAUAAUAUAGCGCGGUGGUGCAACGUUUUCAAGAACGUGGCAUAUGCGGGAUACCUCACGCUGGACCAGGUUAAUCUGCUUCGUAUCCUUAAAUUGGUGCCUGUCACUAAAACCACCGGUGAAAGAGUGCCCAGGUGGGCUAAUUGGUUCUGGUUUGCUGGCCUAUUGAGCGGCCUGGUGCUCGAUUUCAGAAGACUGUACGUUUCGCAGGAACGCAUCAAGACUCUCAUCGUGGAAUCACAACCUUCCGAUGAGAAGAAGCUACUACUCCAAUCCUACGAAGCUAGGAAGGCAAGCUUAAGAAGACUCGUUUGGGACUCCCUCGACACCUUUAUCGUUUUGAACAACCUAAAGUUCCUCAAAUAUCCAGACGGCUCAAUAGGUCUCGCAGGGGUCGCAACGUCAUUGCUAGGGCUACAAGAUCUUUGGAAGGCCGCUAUUUGA
Molecule: messenger RNA, 696 nt
Organism: Lachancea mirantina
Lineage: Eukaryota; Fungi; Ascomycota; Saccharomycetes; Saccharomycetales; Saccharomycetaceae
Source: the annotation of a GenBank genome assembly